AACAGUUUGUGACGUUGGACAAGCUGCAAUGACAUGUUUACAAAACAUAAUAAUAAACAGUAUUCUAUCUACGUCGUGAUUUGUUUCUGAAGUUGCUUUCUUUGUCAGCUGUUUUGUUAAGUUAUAUCCUGUUAACGUUCAUUUGUACAUAGAAUCUAUUACAAUAAGUUAUUGUAAAAAAAAUAUGUUCAAACAUGGAUGCCAUGUUUGAUAUAUGCUACCUUUCGCCUGAUGGAAAUAACGUUGAACCUGAUGAUAUUCCUAAAACAAAAGACAAUGUUUGGAUACUGGGUAAAAAAUACAGCGCGGUGCAAGAUCUAGACCGAAUUAGGCGUGAUAUAAGUUCCAUCAUCUGGUGUACAUAUAGAAAAGGAUUUGUCCCUAUAGGGGAUGAGGGUCUCACGUCGGACAAAGGAUGGGGUUGUAUGUUACGAUGUGGACAGAUGGUACUUGGAGUAGCUCUUGUGAGAAUACAUUUAUCCUCAGAUUGGGUAUGGACUCCAGAAACAAGAGAUCCAACAUAUUUAAAAAUAGUUCAAAGAUUUGAAGAAAGGAAACAAGCACCAUAUUCAAUUCAUCAGGUUGCAUUGAUGGGGGCUUGUGAAGGGAAGGAAGUUGGUCAAUGGUUCGGACCCAAUACUGUUGCACAAGUGCUCAAAAAACUAGUUGUAUAUGAUAAAUGGAGUUCCCUGGUCAUCCAUGUUGCUUUAGAUAAUACUGUUGUUAAAGAAGAUAUCUUGCAACAAUGCAUUGUAAAUAACGACAGAGGGGACUCAUCAGAUAACCCAGACAAUAUUAUUGUGUCAGAUUGGAUGCCACUGUUAUUAAUAGUACCUCUUAGACUUGGACUAAGCGAAAUUAACCCUGUAUAUAUUGAUGGACUAAAGAUUUGCUUCCAAUCGCCGCAAUCAGUUGGUGUGAUUGGCGGUAAGCCCAACCAGGCUCUGUACCUUAUAGGUUGUGUUGGCGAUGAAGUUGUGUACUUAGAUCCACACACAACACAACGGUCCGGUUUAGUUGAGAAUAAAAUAACAGAUGAACAGAAGGAAAUGGAUUGCACAUAUCAUUGUAAAUAUGCUUCGAGAAUACCUAUGCUCUCCAUGGAUCCUUCGGUGGCUGUGUGCUUCCUUUGUCGAACGAAACGAGAUUUUGAUGAGUUAUGCAUAACAAUAGAGAAUAAAUUAAUGCAAGAAAGCCAACCUCUAUUUGAAAUUUGUGAAAAGCGACCUGCUCAUUGGGGACCAAGUAUUAACGAUAUUGAUUUGCAGAACACCACACUUUUCACAGAGUUUGAAGAAGUGGAUCGGCAGUUUGAUGAUUCAGAUGAGGAAUUUGAGAUCCUUUAAAGCAACGAGAAAAAUAUAUAUGUUAAUUAUCAUCACAAUGAAAUUUGUUUUUGUUUCACAAUUUAUGUUUGAGUGCAGUGCAAAUGCAUUUUGUGUUCUUUAGUUUUUUAUGUAGGUAGAUAAUUUUUACGUCAAAUGGAUCUUUUUUUAUGGAAUGGAAUUUUGUAGAAAUGGUACGAUCAAGCCAUUAUUGAUCACUGUAUGAAAUUUAAAUGUUACUCGAUAUAACGCACUGGUAAAAAUCAAUAUAGAUUGAAGCUAUUGUGCCUAAGAAAAUAUUAAUAAUAAAUAUUACUAUAUUUUAUAA
Messenger RNA from Vanessa tameamea, 1653 nucleotides. RefSeq names its product cysteine protease ATG4B (gene Atg4a). The coding region runs from base 195 to 1346 and encodes 383 amino acids. The transcript is spliced from 9 exons. The record is from RefSeq and is a predicted model, not a curated record. Gene Ontology annotation, molecular function: protein-phosphatidylethanolamide deconjugating activity. NCBI's taxonomy places the organism in Eukaryota, Metazoa, Arthropoda, Insecta, Lepidoptera, Nymphalidae.